This is a messenger RNA of Metopolophium dirhodum (rose-grain aphid), 3672 nucleotides long. RefSeq names its product death-associated protein kinase dapk-1-like. Gene Ontology annotation, biological process: signal transduction. Bases 286 to 3339 code for a protein of 1017 amino acids. Lineage: Eukaryota; Metazoa; Arthropoda; Insecta; Hemiptera; Aphididae. Gene Ontology annotation, molecular function: protein binding. The record is from RefSeq and is a predicted model, not a curated record. The transcript is spliced from 17 exons.
UGCUCGUAUCUACAAAAAUAAAUAUAAUAAGUAAUAAUUUGUUAUUUAAUUAAUAAAUAAUCGGUAAUACGGUUUGGAAACGAUGAACGUUAAUUUAAACAUAUUAAUAUCGUCAUUGUUGUAAUUUAUAAUUCGUAGAACUGUUUUUGCGGAAAUGCAAUACCUAGGUAUGUGUCCGGUGUUUGCGUGCAACUUUUGUGGUCGAAUGGACAUCACGUAAUGAUGUCGUACAUUUCGUGAUCAAAGUUCGUGAGCGAUUGAAUAGGUUAGGUAGCUGUCAAAACCAUGUCGUCGCUGCUACAGUCGCUGGAAGAAGUUGACGAACAAUUGGCCGAGUCACUGAUCAGCAACGGUGGUGACCAGGACAUUUUCGCCGAAAAUAACAAAGGACAAACCGCCCUGCACUUGGCGUCUGCCCGCGGUUUUAAGCAUGUGGUCGACAUUUUGUUAGACAGAGGUACAGGUGUGUGCGCUAAAGACUUAAACGGAAACACUCCGCUGCAUUUGGCCGCUAGAAAUGAUAAUCUUUCUGUGAUCAAUAGUCUAUUGUUCCGACAGCCCCAAGUUGCCUGCGAACAAAACCAUAAUGGAGAUACACCGAUGCAUAUAGCAUGUCGUUAUGGUUACCUAGAAUGUGUGAUGAAAUUAAUGGAACACAGUGGAACAGCAGACGUAGUUAAUGAAAAUCUGGAUACACCGCUGCUGGUUGCCAUAAAAGAAAAACAUGAAAAUGUUGCGAUAUAUUUACUUCACAAUGCUCCCGGAAAUUUAGACAUUUUUAAUAAUGAAGGUAAUGCUCCUAUUCAUGUUGCUGUACAAGAGGGUUUGUUAAAUGUUGUGGAAACAAUAAUAAAUAUGGGUCAUGGUUUUGAGUACCCUAAUGAUAGAGGAUUGUAUCCAUUGCAUAUAGCUACUAGAUAUGGACAUGUCGAAAUUGUUAGGUAUUUAUGCAUUGCAGGAAGUGAUCCUCAGCAACGUAGUGCAGACAACAUUAAACCUGAAAUAACUGCUAUAAAAAAUAAUCAAAAAGAAAUAGUAUCAAUAUUUACCAAAUUGAACACUAAUAGUGCAAGAGAAAAUUACAUUCAACAACUACUAAUAAGUCAUGAAUACAUACAAAACACAAAUUUGUUGUUUUUUGGACAUUCCAAUGCUGGAAAGUCAUCAAUUAUACGUUUGAUGAAACUAGGUCUGUUUUCAAUGCUUCUUGACAAAUCACGAAACACUUUAAGAACAAUUAACACCAACAGAACGAAUACGUCUCAGGGUCAGUGCAUUAAUGGAAAUGAGAUGAGUCUUACAGAAUAUAAUACUACAAACACUUCAAAUUAUUAUAAACAUGAUGGUACUAAGGGUAUAGCAGUUCAAAAGGAAAAAUUAUCGGGUAUUAACGAAUGCACAUUUUGGGACUUCUCUGGGGAAGAUACAUACUAUAAUUCUUAUCAUCAUGUAAUUCAAAAUACACCAAACAAAGUGGUUGUUAUUGUUUAUAAUGAGCAACACUCUUCUACAGAAAUUUUGAAAACUGUACGUUAUUGGCUUAGUUUUGUUCAAGCAAGACUUCAAACCACAGAACCAAUAAGUAAGAAUGGUAUUUCAAAUCAUUUAGUGCCUGUGAUAAUUGUUGCUACACACAAUGGCCAGAGGAUAUGUCAGCAACCUGACCAAUUAAUUAAAACUAUGAAAGAUGAGUAUGGACAUGUAUUUCAAAUGUACGAACAAUUAGUACUUUUUAAUAUAAUGGCAGUUGAUUCAUUAAGUGUGAAGAACUUUAAAGAAGCAAUUAGUAUAAGUAAAAAACGACUUCAUUUUGGAUACUAUCGAGGUGAUAUCAUUUGCGGUGCAAACAGUAAUGGCAGGUUAAAUAAGCUGUCAUUCUUCACCCGUGGUGGUUAUAAAUUACUUGAUGACCCACCUAGAGAAAACUAUUAUAACACUAAGUCUUCAGUUACAAGAAUUGAGAACAUUCCACGAAUGAGUGGUUUUUGUGAAGCCGUACAGAACUUUUUACCUAAACUAAGAAAAAUUGCAAAUCCGUUUCCAGUAUUGUCUUGGAAGACAUUCUGUGAUACUAUUCAUCUUGAAGUAAAUCCACUGGCUACUAUUCAACAUUUAAAUAUAUUACUUAUCCAGCUGCAAAACCUUGGUGAAGUAUUAUUCUUAAAAUCGGGAUUACAACCAGAUUUGAUUGUUAUAUCACCAAAUUGGUUUGGAUCAAGUAUAAUUGGUACACUGUUUUCAGUAGACUUUUUGAUCAGUCAAACACGUAUGUCUGGUUCGUAUCAAGCAAAUGAUUUUCAGAUUAUGUUUCCUCAUUAUGAUGCCAUGUCAGUACUUCAGCUAUUGGAAACAAUGAAAAUAUGUGUCCAAUAUGAUAAUGAUGGGGACAUUGAAUAUGAAUUCCCAGCAUAUAUCAUAAGAGAAAAAGAUGAAACAUUGUGGAAACCCUGGGGUAAUAAUGUCGUUGACUGUUGUUAUGGAGGAAUUCGUCUUAGUUCUCAACCGCAAUUUUUUGAACUUUUAACAUCAAUUUUUAUUAGAAUACAGGUUGAAUUACGAUACUUGCAAAACAAUUAUUAUGAAGAUAUGGACAGUUACCUAUAUCAAUGGUACGGUGGUACUGUAUUAUGUAUAAGCAAUAUAGAGUGCAUGGUAUCCCUAGAGCAAGAUGGUUGUAUUGAAAUAAAAAUUCGAGGUUCUAAAUCAUCAAGUUAUACCUGUUUUUAUUUUCUAGAAGAAAUAUUGCAUUCCAUUAAUCUAGUUUUGAUUGAAACAUGUCCAGGAAUGAAAGUAAUUAAAGAAUUUCUCAGUCCCUCAAAUUUAUCCGAACAUAUCCUACAGCCUCAUGGUUAUGGCGUUGAUAAUAUAUUCUAUUCAGUUCGGAAAACAUCAGAUUUCAAAUCAUUUGUUGUUAAUCCAUUAACUGGAAAAAAAGAAUGUGUAUUGGACAUAAUCGCAUUUGGAUGUGACCAGGUGGAAAACAUGUUAUCUUGUACGGAUAGUUUACCACUAACAGAACUGAAUACCAUGUGUCGCCAAGAAUUAAGUCGUCUCAUUGAUCCAGUGCACCCAUUAGGAAGAGAUUGGGCAUUGUUUGCUCUCAACAUUGGAUUGGAUUCAAAAGUUCAACUAUUUGAUAAUGGACCAACUAGUCCUUUUCUAGCACUGAUAGAUACAUGGGCAACAGUUCAACCUGAGCCAACAAUAGGUACAUUGGUUGAUCAAUUAAAUGAAUUGGGACGCGAAGAAGUAGCUCUGGUUGUGUUGCAGAAUAUACAAUGUUUUAGAAUAAAAGUCAUGGACAUUAAUAACUGUCCCGUAACAUUAAAUCAGUUAUAAAAAUAUGUUUAAAAAGAUUUAAUGUUAUUCAAUUUUGGCCACAUUAAGCACCAAGUUUUAAAUUAUUAUUUCUAGUCAAUUAAAAUUGAAAGAAAAAGUAUGAAUUUAUAUUAAACAAUUAUUUUUCCUAAACAUAAUUUAGAUACUGUGUUUUGUAUAGCAAAGAUUAUAUUAUGUUAUAUCACUUACACAUAAUUUAUGAUUUAAUUUGUAUUUCUAACAAUGUGUGAUAUGAAUUUAUUUUUAAAAUGCACUAGUGUAGUGCGAAUACUAAUUUUAGUUUUUUUUACACUUAAUUGAUUUAAUAAUAAAAAUUGGACUGAGAAGAGGAAA